GGCCCUGCUGCGCGGCGCCUACGUGCUGGCCAUUGACGAGGGCACCGCCAACCUCGACGCCUCGACGGACGCCACCAUUCAGCGCACCCUUCACCGCCUCCGCCGGCCCGCUGCGCACCCCGCGCACCCCGCCGCCGCGAGCCUCGCCGGCGGCGGCCCCGACGCCCCGCAGCAUGGUGACGCGCCCGGGCAUGCAGCGCGCAGCGCCCUGGCCGGCUCCAGCACGUCGUCCCGCCUGGGGUCGCGGUCCGGCGGCAGCGGCGCGCUCGCGGCGCUGGCGCCAGCGGGGUGCAGUCUGAUCGUCGUCGCGCACCGCCUGGACACCGUGGCGCACGCCGACAACCUGUUAGUGAUGAGCCAGGGCCGCGUGCUGGAGCAGGGGCCGCCCUCCGAGCUCGCGAAAGCGGGCGGGGUGUACGCGGCCAUGAGAAAGGUCAUGGAGGAGUCAGAGGCGGCCGCGGCGGCCGCCUGCAACUGA
This is a messenger RNA of Monoraphidium neglectum, 478 nucleotides long. RefSeq lists its product as hypothetical. The annotation marks the transcript as partial. The transcript has a single exon. Gene Ontology annotation, biological process: transmembrane transport. The record is from RefSeq and is a predicted model, not a curated record. Gene Ontology annotation, molecular function: ATPase-coupled transmembrane transporter activity. Lineage: Eukaryota; Viridiplantae; Chlorophyta; Chlorophyceae; Sphaeropleales; Selenastraceae.